Messenger RNA from Onychostoma macrolepis, 1157 nucleotides. RefSeq names its product mesencephalic astrocyte-derived neurotrophic factor (gene manf). NCBI's taxonomy places the organism in Eukaryota, Metazoa, Chordata, Actinopteri, Cypriniformes, Cyprinidae. The coding region runs from base 149 to 691 and encodes 180 amino acids. Gene Ontology annotation, biological process: dopaminergic neuron differentiation; neuron projection development. The transcript is spliced from 4 exons. The record is from RefSeq and is a predicted model, not a curated record. Gene Ontology annotation, cellular component: endoplasmic reticulum.
AGAGUGGGCGGGCCCUUUCAAUAGGAAGCGCUGUUGAAUCGGUACAUUGCGUGUUGUCGAGCCGGUAUCUUUAAUGUUCGUUCAAAACCCAGUUUAGCACUUUUUCAUAGCGUAUUUAAGUAGUUAGAAACGUUUGUUUGGUUUAAGGAUGAUAUACUUAAGUGGGCUUUCUGUGGCACUGGCCCUGGCGCUGGUGCCGAGCUGCACUGAAGCUUUGAAGGAUGGAGAGUGUGAAGUCUGUGUGGGUUUCCUGGAACGGUUUUACCAGACGCUACAAGACAACGACGUCAAGUUCAACAGUGACUCCAUCGAAAAAGCUCUUCUAAUAUCUUGCAAAGAGGCCAAAGGAAAAGAAAACCGAUUUUGUUAUUAUAUAGGGGCAACAAGUGAUGCAGCAACAAAAAUAAUCAAUGAAGUUUCCAAACCGAUGAGUUACCAUGUGCCAGUGGAAAAGAUUUGUGAAAAGCUCAAAAAGAAGGACAGUCAAAUCUGUGAACUGAAAUAUGAUAAACAAGUUGACUUGAGUUCCGUCGACCUAAAGAAGUUGAAAGUGAGAGACCUGAAGAAAAUUUUGGAGGAAUGGGGCGAAUCCUGCAAAGGAUGUGUGGAGAAAUCCGACUUCAUCCGCAAGAUCAAUGAGCUAAUGCCCAAGUAUGCGCCCAAUGCAGCCAAGGCACGGACAGAUCUGUAAACUCGCAGGGAAUUAUGGGACCAAGGCAGCGGCCAAAGGCAUUUAGGGUGGAAGAUUUGCGCUGUGCAGCCGACAGACCACCUAACAGUGGGGUUUGCAUUGUGUUGUCAUUUUACCAUGUACUCCAGGGGUAAACAUCAAGAAACCAAAUAAAUGCACUUCCAUAAAAAUACAACCUUUAAUUUAUAACUUGCAUUGUGUUAGUUCUGACUAAUAUCCAACACAACUUGUGUUUGCCUCCUGAUGUUAUGGGAAACAUGUUUGACACACUUUGCCUAGUUUGAUUUUCAUUUUCUAUUCUUUUUUUGAGGGUAUAGACUUCCUUAGUUGGCACAUUAUAUGACAUAUAAUGAAUGAAAGUCUCAUCUUCAAAAUGUGUGGGUCAGUUUGAGUGGACUUUGCUGUAAAAUGUUUAAUACAGUUAUACGGUCUUUUUCAUUAAAAGAAGAAAAGAAAUCGGUCUUGU